Molecule: messenger RNA, 1269 nt
Organism: Plasmodium adleri (nom. inval.)
Lineage: Eukaryota; Apicomplexa; Aconoidasida; Haemosporida; Plasmodiidae
Product: RAP protein, putative
Exons: 6
Coding region: 1-1269 (422 amino acids)
Source: RefSeq, a predicted model, not a curated record
AUGAAUUUCAAAAUUAGUAAUAUAUUAUGUAGGAGAUAUAUUAUAUACCCCUUUACAAAAUGUAAAAGAAGAUAUAGUUGUAAUUAUAACAUAAAGAGAUAUAUGAAUGAAAAGGAUGAGAAGAAGAUAUCAAUACAUAAGCCUCCCAUUUUAGAUGUAGAUGAUGUUAUGAAUAAAGAAAAAUUACUGUAUGUAAUAAAGAAUAUUCAAAUAGUAGAUUUAAAAGAAAAGAACAUUUUAAAUAAUAUAAGUAAUUUAUUAAAAAAGUAUAUAAAUGAAUAUACUAUUGAAGAAAUAUAUACAAUUAUACAUAUAUUUUGUAAAUUAAACUUUACAAAAUAUUCUUUAUAUAAUAAUUUUAUUAAAAUUAUUAUGAAUAAAAAGCCAAAAAUUAAUUCUCGUAUGUUAACGCAAAUAUUAAUUGAUCUUCAUAAAUUAUCAUCUUUAGAUAUUAAUGUGUUGACUUUUUUUACUCAGUAUUAUAUAAAAAAUGAAACUGAUCGAUUCUCUUUAUUUGAUUUAUCUAUGAUACUAUAUAUAUUUAAUAAAUAUAAUUAUAAUCAUAAUGAGAUAGUGGACAACAUAUGUAAAACGAUAUCUGAAUACUUUUUGCCAUUCAUUGAUCAGGAUAAAGGUGUGCUAACAACCAUUCUGUUAAGCAUCUCAACGUUAAAUUUGAACUAUCAAUUUUACCUCGAUGUAAUGAAAAAACAUGUAUAUAAAAAAUAUGAACAGUUUGAAGUUAAAUAUUUGUGUAAUAUUUUAUAUUCCAUUUUAUUAAGACUUGUUAAUACUUUAAAUAAUGAUGACAUAUUAAACAUUAUGCUGAAUGAUAUAAUGUAUAUAUUAUUAAAUAAUUUACAUAUAUCCUUAUAUUAUUUAAAAGACAAGGAGGAAGAAAAAUAUGAAGAAGCAAGAAAAAUUAUUGAAAAAAAAAAUAUUAAAGAUACAGUAACUACAUCAAAAAUUCAACAACAGAUAGCCAAACUAUUUAAAGAAAUUGGAUUGAAUGCAGAGAAAGAAUUUUUAAUUGGACCCUAUGUAUUAGACUUUGCUUUAAAAAAGAAAAAGAUCUGUAUUGAAGUUAAUGGAUUUACUCAUUACUAUAACUUCGAUGGCAAAAUAAAUGCAAAGACUACCUUGAAAUAUUAUAUUUUGAAUAAACUCAAUUGGAAGGUCCUUACUAUUGAAUAUAUGGAUUGGAAAAAUAAAUCAAAAGAGGAUAAAAUAAAAUAUUUAGAAACAAAUGUACUAGAAAAAAUAAUUUAA